AUGUUGCGGAGCGCUCUUGUGCCAGCCAAAGAGGCUUUAAACAACCAGUGUGUCGUGAGAUCGUUCGUUGCUUGUUGCAACAAUCUGAAGGUACAGAAACGCGAUCAGUCCACGACCCAAGUUAGAGAUCAAUCUACACAACCUGCAACUGCUUCUUCUACAGAGGUGGCCGCCCAGAAGCGCAAACCCUAUUCUCCGUUUCAAAACACGAACAAUGUUGCAGAAUAUGCCCUGGCCAGACUCGACGAUCUGCUCAAUUGGGGCAGAAAGGGCUCGGUUUGGCCUCUUACUUUUGGCUUGGCUUGUUGUGCUGUUGAGAUGAUGCACAUUGCUGCCCCAAGAUAUGAUAUGGACAGGUAUGGUGUCGUAUUCCGUGCGUCACCACGUCAAGCUGACUGCAUUAUCGUAGCAGGAACUUUAACCAAUAAAAUGGCUCCUGCCCUAAGAAAGGUUUACGAUCAAAUGCCAGAGCCCAGAUGGGUUAUAUCGAUGGGCAGUUGUGCCAAUGGUGGCGGAUAUUAUCAUUAUUCCUACUCUGUGGUUCGAGGUUGUGAUCGCAUCAUCCCAGUAGAUAUCUACGUACCUGGCUGUCCGCCAACUGCCGAAGCAUUGAUGUACGGUGUUUUGCAGCUGCAGAAAAAGAUCAAGAGAUACAAUACCGUGCAAAUGUGGUACCGCAAGUAGUUUGUUACAUCAAAGCCGAUAGCAAACUAAGGAUUAAAUUAUGUAAAUAUGACAACUUAA
Dendroctonus ponderosae (mountain pine beetle) is the source of this 744-nucleotide messenger RNA. RefSeq names its product NADH-quinone oxidoreductase subunit B 2. Gene Ontology annotation, biological process: electron transport coupled proton transport; aerobic respiration; mitochondrial respiratory chain complex I assembly. The record is from RefSeq and is a predicted model, not a curated record. Lineage: Eukaryota; Metazoa; Arthropoda; Insecta; Coleoptera; Curculionidae. Gene Ontology annotation, molecular function: quinone binding; NADH dehydrogenase (ubiquinone) activity; 4 iron, 4 sulfur cluster binding.